This is a messenger RNA of Cyclopterus lumpus (lumpfish), 5218 nucleotides long. Its product is annotated as protein EFR3 homolog B. NCBI's taxonomy places the organism in Eukaryota, Metazoa, Chordata, Actinopteri, Perciformes, Cyclopteridae. The transcript has 24 exons. Bases 335 to 2788 code for a protein of 817 amino acids. The record is from RefSeq and is a predicted model, not a curated record. Gene Ontology annotation, biological process: protein localization to plasma membrane. Gene Ontology annotation, cellular component: plasma membrane.
AGACUGCAUGUUUUCAAACAUGACAUUAGUGACAAGUGGUGGGCAGCUACCUAUUUAAAGCUAACAACUGUCAGCGAGAGGAUCGGUACCGCUGUGACUAAACGUUUGGUCCCCUGUCAAAGCUGAACUUUACUCAAGGUGGCCGACGUUAGUUGUCCGCAUGCGACACAUGUUAAGGAUUUUAUUUGUGUUCACUUCAUGGCCAGAGACAAUCCAGCGGUUUUCCUGAUUUUCGGAUCCCCUGGUGGAGACUGUUUUCGGGGCUGACGUGCCACCCAUCUUUCUGCCUCUGUGAACCUGGACGAGCAACGCCGCCUUGUGACAAGCAUCCAGCAUGACAGGGGUUUGUGGUUGUUGCGGGGCGCUCAGGCCUCGGUACAAGAGACUGGUAGACAACAUCUUCCCAGAAGACCCAGAGGAUGGGCUGGUGAAGGCCAACAUGGAGAAGCUGACAUUCUACGCCCUGUCGGCUCCAGAGAAGCUUGACCGUAUCGGAGCCUACCUGUCUGAGAGAUUGUCAAGAGAUGUGGCCCGACAUAGAUACGGUUAUGUGUGCAUAGCCAUGGAAGCCCUGGACCAGCUGUUGAUGGCCUGCCACUGUCAGAGCAUCAACCUGUUUGUGGAGAGUUUCCUCAAGAUGGUGCGCAAGCUGCUAGAGUCAGACAAACCCAGCCUGCAGAUCCUCGGAACCAACUCUUUUGUGAAGUUUGCCAACAUAGAAGAGGAUACCCCAUCGUACCACCGCAGUUAUGACUUCUUUGUGUCCCGCUUCAGUGAGAUGUGCCACUCUAGCUUCGAGGACCCUGACAUCCGCACUAAAAUCCGCAUGGCAGGUAUCAAAGGCCUGCAGGGUGUGGUGAGGAAGACGGUGAAUGAUGAGCUGCAGGCCAACAUCUGGGACCCUCAGCACAUGGACAAGAUCGUCCCCUCUCUGCUUUUCAACCUGCAGAGUGGAGAGCGCACAGAGAGCCGCUCCCCCUCUCCGCUGCAGGCAUCGGAAAAGGAGAAGGAAAGCCCGGUGGAGCUGACGGAGCGCUGCUUCAGGGAGCUGCUGGGACGAGCUGCCUAUGGCAACAUCAAGAAUGCUGUCACGCCGGUGUUGAUGCACUUGGAUAAUCACUCUCUAUGGGAGGGAAAGACCUUUGCAGUGCGUUGCUUCAAAAUCAUCAUGUACUCCAUCCAGUCCCAGCACUCUCACUUGGUAAUCCAGCAGCUCCUCGGUCACCUUGAUGCGAACAGCAAGAAUUCAGCCACAGUGCGAGCUGGGAUAGUGGAAGUGUUGCUGGAGGCAGCCGCUAUUGCAGCCAGCGGCUCUGUAGGCCCCACCGUGUUGGAGGUGUUUAACACCCUGCUGCGGCAGCUCCGUCUGAGUGUGGACUACGAGUUGACCGGCUCCUAUGACGGCAGCACCAACAUCGGCACAAAGAUCAUCAAAGCCCAUGAGGAGAGGCAGCUGCAGGAGGCUGUCAUCAGGACCAUUGGUUCAUUUGCCAAUACUCUACCGACUUACCAGAGGUCAGAGGUCAUGCUCUUCAUCAUGGGCAAGAUCCCUGUCCCUGGGAUUCACCCAUCUCUGCCCUCCUCAAGCUCUGGACCUGAGGGUACCAGGAUGAUUCAGGUUAUGUUACUUAAGUCCUUGGUCCAGGUGACAGUCGGUUUCCAGACCACCAACAUGCUGACGGCACUCCCCAGCUCUUUCCUGGAGCCGCUGCUUUCCUUCUCUCUAACAGAGGAUCCAGAGAUCCGGCUGCUGGUGGUCCAGAUCCUUCUCGGUGUCAUCGACAGGCACGACAACACGCCCAAGUUCUCCGACAUAAGCAUCAUCACCGACAUCUCUGUGCUCAAACUCAAAGUUGACAAAUGUUCCAGACAGGACAACUUAUUCAUGAAAAAGCACGGCCAGCAGCUGUAUCGACACAUCUACUUGGGCUGUAAAGAGCCGAGCAGCGGGCGGCAGCACUACGAGUCCCUCUUCUCUCUGUUGGGUCUUCUGAGCGUGGAGCUGGCUAACGAAGAGGUGGUGGUGGACCUCAUUCGCCUGGCUCUUGCCCUGCAGGACCUGGCUCUGUCCACCGACGAGGCGCUGCCCGUUUAUAACCGCUGUGCUGUUCAUGCCAUCGCCGCCGCCUACCUCAACCUCAUCUGCCAGCUCACCACCGUCCCAGCCUUCUGCCAGCACAUACACGAGGUAAUUGAGGUGAGACAGAAAGAAAGUCCCUACCUUUUGCCAGAGGAUGUCUUCAUUGAUAAUCCCAAGCUGCUUUCUUCACUGGAGAAGGUAGAAGGGGAUGUUUUGUUCCUCCAGUCGAAGAUCACUGAGGUUCUCGGAGGAAGUGGUUAUAACACGGAUAGACUGGCUACACCUUAUGUCCCUCAGUAUACUGAUGAGGACCGUCUGUCCAAGAGAAAGAGCAUCGGGGAGACUAUCUCACUGCAGGUGGAGGUGGAGUCCAGGAACAGUCCGGAGAAAGAGGAGAGGACACCAGCAGAAGAGAUCACAUUUGAAACUCUGAAAAAUGCCAUUGUGGACAGUGUGGGUAUGGAGGAGCAGGAGAGGGAGCGGAGGAGACAAGUGGUGGAGAAGUUUCAGAAGGCCCCCUUUGAGGAGAUAGCUGCACACUGUGGUGCCAGGGCCACACUACUGCAGAGCAAACUCAAUCAGAUCUUUGAGAUUACAAUCAGACCCCCGCCGAGCCCAUCUGGAACCAUUUCAUCAGGGUAUGGCCAAAGCCAGAGUCGAUCUGUACCCAUCUACGAGAUGAAGUUUCCUGACCUCUGUGUGUACUAGACCAGAAAGCAAAGUCACUGAACUAUUUCACAUUUGAGGACGGGAGGGAUUUGGGAAGGGCAACCGAUCCUCACUGUAAAGCCGUCUUGAUCAUGGAAUCAAACAACCACACAGAACAAGCCACUUUAUUAACUUAAUUGUCUGAGAUUAUUUUGCCCAUGUGAUAGGAGCCAAAACAAGCCUGCUAAUGUCAAUACAUGCAGCAGUAAAAAAACUACUUUUAUUUGACCUGUUCCCCUCAGUGCUCCUGAGAUGUUUGUAGAAACUCCACUGGUUGGAUUUCUGAUUUAGAAAUUGCAGAGGACUGUGAGGAAGAAUCUGAGUCAUUUCUGUGGCUUGAGAGUGAAUUGACUUGUUGCAUGCCAUGUAACGUCACAUUUUUGAUAGCGCUGCAAUUAUUGGACAUUCUUUUGACCCGUUUGUCCCUUACAGGGUGCCAUACUAUCCUUGAUCACGAAAUAAGAUUUACCGAUAUUGAUAUUUUAUACCUACGUUUUAUUUUAUUUCUAUUGAUUUCAUGGCCAGGAGGAGCUCAUGUGAAUUAGAUGCAAUUAAAUGUACCUGAUAGUGUAUUUUUGUGUAUGUUUGAAUACAAUAUGGAUAGAUAUAUACAAAUAUGAAGCUAAUCCUUUACAUCCCUAUGUUGCACAGCAUUGAACAUCUGUCUUCAGUGCUUAUUGCUUUACCCUCUUUUGUUUUGCCUUUUUAGUGUUCAGGGAAAAGUGUUUUUUCUUUCAUGAUUGGCAUUUAUUUCCUGCAAUGUAUUCAAGUUGUGGUUUAAAUGAAAGAAAACUGUCAAUCUGUGUGCUAUCCUCCCAAAGUGAGUGCCUUACAGGUGACUCAAGUUAAAAAAUACACAAAAACACACACUGCGCCACCGUCAUGACCACAUUCAAGUUCUGAAGUGUUUACUGUGAUGUUUACCUGAUCAAACACUAGAAAAUAAUUCUGGAUCCUUUAUUUUUCUCCUUUCCAUAUAAAUGUGUAUAUACAGAGAAAUAUAUAAAUCUUUAAGCUGAUGUACAGAGUAGGGAGGUUUUUGUGUGUGCGUGUAUGUGUGUGUAUAUAUACUGUAUAUUGAUUCUAAUUUUAGACUGCCACUGCACUAAUUGUGUCCGUAAGGAAGAGAACGACUUAGUUAGUAUUUAGAUGUUUGUUAAAUUCUCACACGGAUAACCAGCAACACAUAAAAAUCAAAAAGGUAUAUCGACAAGGGUCUCAACAGCCCACCGUAGAAAUCUGUGUCAUCUCGACUCGGUCGAUCACACCAGUGAAGUCUGAAAGUGUAAAGAAUCAACCAACCUGAAAUUAUCAACUUAGUUAUUAGCCACAGAUGUCGUCACAAGUUUGGGCAGCGGAAUCGUCACCUCUAUUGUUGCCAUCACGUUCUCAAUCCUGCUGGAAUAAGUUUGCACUCUGUUUUUACGCCAUGCAGCUGCUGCGGCCUCCGAGCAGCGCGCCCGUCUCAUUCAGCUCGAUUUGAACAAGUCGAAAAGCCAUUUUGUGUGCAUGUGUGCACAUACACACUGAUAUAAAAACAAAGUAUAAUGGCAAUAAUUUGCCACUAGCCUGGCUAUCACAGCGUAAAUUUUGGUAGCAGAUCCUUCUUGUUGUGUUUUUUAAAUUGUGCACUCUUGUUGUGGUGCUGUGAUGGUCAGUUUUGUGACGUUGUGAGAGGCCGACCCUCCCGCUCCCGCGCUUCUGUGAAUAAGUGCAUCGGACGUGAACCGCGUCGCAGCCACCUUGUUCAGUGUAAACGGCAGAUUGUCGGGUUUGUCCCUGAUUGUCACGUGUCGCAGUCCAGUUGGUUGUUCAUUUUAUCUUUUUUUUACAUCUUUUUUUUUUUUAUAUACAGUGUAAAGUCUUCUGUAUGUUUAUUCAUGUCCCCACAUGCCAGUGUAUCAGAUCACGAUUGUGUGUGUGUGUAUUUGUUCAUGUAUCUAUAUGAACAUUCAUGCUGACGUGUGUCUUUAUCGUCAUCACCCCAGACCAAACUUUUCAAACACGGUUUACAGUCUUAGUCCUGUGACUCUUUCCACCACGUUAACAAAGAACAAGCUAUCUUAGUGCAAUGUGCAGCUGUCUAAAACUUCCAGUGACACUUUGUCCAAUUGUCUCUUCAGCAUCUUGCAUCUUCAACAUCUUGCAAUCUACCAGUGUGCUUGUUGUCAUUGCAUAGUGUAAUGUAAAAUUAACUGACGGUAAUUCAAUCUUACUUUUGUCAUUACAUGUCUGGUUAAUAGAUCUGUUUACAAUGUAGUGCUGUAGGUCAAAUCUAUUCAUUCUGUGAACUUUGCACUUUAAAAAACUGGAUUACCUAGUGACAAAGGCAGCUUUUACAUGGAGAAAAUGCCUUAUGACUGUCAUACUUAACUUUGCAUGCUAGUGAUGUUACUGUGUUGUACAAUAAAUGUGUCUGUGACUAGAACA